Molecule: messenger RNA, 1610 nt
Organism: Sitophilus oryzae (rice weevil)
Lineage: Eukaryota; Metazoa; Arthropoda; Insecta; Coleoptera; Curculionidae
Product: pancreatic triacylglycerol lipase-like
Exons: 7
Coding region: 289-1557 (422 amino acids)
Biological process (GO): lipid metabolic process
Molecular function (GO): lipase activity
Source: RefSeq, a predicted model, not a curated record
UCCUAUUCGGGCGGGUUGUUCACAAUUUUAAUGGAUGUCCGUCUGUUCGUCACGGAAAAACGCUUAACUGUAUAUCGCAGACCUGGUUUCAAAAAGCGGAACAAUCGCGGAAUAUAAAUUCGAUAUAGCGCGGGAAUCGGUGUGAUUUGAAUUUUUAAAAUAUCUUCGCAUGGGGUCGCGUCAAAGAAAUUUGAUUUGUGAUGAUACUGAAAUUCAUUUAGCGAUGUUAUACGUAAUUAGUUUUAGCGAUUAUUGCAAUUUGUCGACGGUGGUGGAUAAUAUGUGAACAUGUGGGAAUAUUUUUUUGUGUUGGUUUCAAGUGUUAUUCCAUACGCUUGGACACAGAAUAAGACAGAUUAUACCUUGUACACUCAUCAGUUCCCAAAUACCAGGCAACUUACACUCUCUUUCGGACCAUGUCGAGUAGUACUGAAUCCGCAAUGUCCCGAUCCGGAUAUCACAUUUUUCAUGUAUUCGACGAGAAAUCCAGAAAAUCCGGAACAAGUUUACAUGGCUACCCACGUACGUGGAACAAAUCUGCACAAAACCGUAUUCGAUCCAUCGAAGCCAACAAAAAUCAUUAUCCAUGGAUAUAAUUCAAACAUGUUUUUAAACGGACUAAUUGAAUUAAGGAGAGAAUACCUUAAAACUAAUGACUACAAUAUUUUCGCCAUUGACUGGAGCCCGCUCAAUAAAUCUCCUUGUUAUCCAGCCGCAGUUUGGAAUGCUCGUCACGUCGGUACUUGCACCGCUCAAUUAGUGGACAGAAUAAGAGAUAUGGGUGCCAAAGAUAUACACGUAAUCGGUUUUAGCUUAGGUGCUCACAUUGCCAAUUAUCUUUCCAUUGCUCUAAGGCCCUACGUGUUGCCAAGAAUAACAGGACUGGAUCCAGCCCUGCCUGGCUUUAUUACCACUGACACAGAAAAUAAACUGGACAUGAGCGAUGCUGAUUUUGUUGAUGUUUAUCAUACUAAUGCCUUCAUGCAGGGCAAAGCUGAAGAAUCGGGUCAUGUAGAUUUUUACUUCAAUGGAGGAUCUAUACAACCAGGUUGCUGGGGUACAGACAAUUUUUUUUCAUGCAAUCAUCACAGAGCUCCUUUAUAUUAUGCAGAAUCUAUAAACACAAACAUGGGCUUCUGGGGUUGGCAAUGUCCCAGCUUUUAUGUGUACUUGUUUGGCAGAUGUCCACCCAACGAGAUUCAAGUUCUAUUGGGUGAAAACAUCGACAAAUCACUUUUUGGAACAUAUAUGGUUGUUACUAGUUCAGCCCCCCCUUUUGCCAUUGGAAAGCUCAAUACAAGCUUUAGUUUUAACAGGAUUAUUUAUCCACAUUUACCUUCCUACGCCACUGGGAAAAAUCCUAUAGCCAUGUUACAACAUUACCAAAAUGAAGUUUUAGAACCAUCGGUAAUAGAAGAAGACGAAUUAUUUAAGGAGGCUUUAGAAGAAAAUAAAAAGAAGGAUACUGAUACAGUACCUAGUAAUGUAUUUUAUGGCAAAUAUAAACUACAACCUCAUUAUUUCGGGAAAGAAGAUGUAAAUAACGAAUUAAUCUAAAAUUUUAUUAUUAUUUAUUUACAAUAAAAGACUAAAUUAAUUGUUAUACCUUU